This is a messenger RNA of Penicillium brevicompactum, 801 nucleotides long. RefSeq lists its product as uncharacterized. The coding region runs from base 1 to 801 and encodes 266 amino acids. The record is from RefSeq and is a predicted model, not a curated record. Gene Ontology annotation, molecular function: hydrolase activity. The transcript is spliced from 2 exons. Lineage: Eukaryota; Fungi; Ascomycota; Eurotiomycetes; Eurotiales; Aspergillaceae.
AUGUUUGACAGAGUCCGUUCCAUCUUUGAGAACGUGUCCGCCUCUAUUCAGCUCUCAUUUGAAAUCCCGGUCUGCGCCAAGAACCUGAUUCUUGCCGGUGAUAUUGGGCGCUUGGUGGAUUACGACAACUACCUCAAAUUCCUACAAAAGCAGACAGAUCGACUUGAGCUCGUUUUCCUGGUUCUUGGCAAUCAUGAGUUUUACAAUGAUACCCUGAUAGCAGGAUUACAAAAAGCCCAGCAGCUCGGGCAGGAGCCUUGUUUGAAUGGGCGGCUAGUUCUUCGCCACCGGGCCCGCUACGACGUUCCUGGCACCAAUGUUACUAUACUUGGCUGCACACUCUGGUCUAACGUUUCGGAAGCUGCAAAAGACAUUGUCUCUAUGAGAAUACAAGACUUUGGCAAGAUUCAAGAUUGGACCGUGAGCGACCAUAAUGAGACUCAUCAGGCGGAUCUUAGCUGGCUCUUGGCUGAAAUUGAAUCCAUACGGGAUAGCAACAAGACACAGAAAGCCAAGCGGUCUAUUUUGGUCGUGACGCAUCAUGCUCCCUCUCUUAAGGAGACAUCCAGUCCGCAGAACACUAAAAACCCUUGGACAUCCGCUUUCGCAACUGAUGUUCUCUCCCGCAUACCAAACUCGAGUGGCAUUAAAGCCUGGGUUUUUGGGCAUACUCACUACACUACUGAUUUCAAACUUGGUGGAAUACGAGUUAUAGCAAACCAAAGAGGAUAUGUACUUCCUGGGAGCAAUUUGAAUGGAAAGAAGGACGGCUUUGACGUCGGCAAAUUCAUUUCUGUGUGA